Messenger RNA from Equus quagga, 4437 nucleotides. It is a transcript of the gene TLR5, whose product is annotated as toll like receptor 5. Lineage: Eukaryota; Metazoa; Chordata; Mammalia; Perissodactyla; Equidae. Bases 820 to 3399 code for a protein of 859 amino acids. The transcript is spliced from 3 exons. The record is from RefSeq and is a predicted model, not a curated record. Gene Ontology annotation, molecular function: transmembrane signaling receptor activity; protein binding. Gene Ontology annotation, biological process: inflammatory response; immune response; toll-like receptor signaling pathway. Gene Ontology annotation, cellular component: membrane.
CGGCCGGGAGGAGCGAGCGGAGGCGCGCGGCGCGGGGAGAGCUCCCCGGAGGUGAGCGCCCCCCAGAGGACCCGGGCCGGCGAGGGCCGGCGCCCCCCCGCAGGGGACGGGGCUGGGCCCGGAGUCGCCGGCGGCGCGGGGACCGGGCUGCCUGCGGCCGUCGGGCGCCUCUUCCCCUCCUGGGGCUUCCGGGGCUGCUUCCAGCUCCCCUCCCUGCGCCCGGCGUCCCAUCCCGGACCGCGCUCUCCGCCCCUCGGGGGCCCCAGGGGUGGGGGGAGCAGGGCAUGUGGAUACCUUGUGCCCAGCAGGCGGGACACGAGGCAACCUCGGCUGUGAGGAAGACCCUUGCAUCCGCACCUUGGAACGGGGAUGUUGUCAGACUUGCUCAUUUUCACUUUCGACCCCACCUUGGAAAGGGGCAGGUGGCUUCACUGUCUUCCUAGGAAACAGGAGACGGCCACCUCUAGCGGGGCCAUGGAAAUCCCAGAAAUUACUGAGCUUCUCACGGAAAGGCCUUGAACCCGGAGCCCCAUAGCGCCAGGUGGAGCGCCUGGCAGAGGCUGCGCGGUAAAUAUUGUUGGCCUUUGUGUUUAAAAGAAAAUCUGCCUGUGAAGAUAAGAGCACAUUUGCAAAGCUCCUGGAAAACCGCGGAAAACAAAAGCUCUUUCUCCUGAUUCACCAAAAAAAUGCUGACCAGCAUCCUCAUGGUGAUGAGGUUCCUAUAGCCUGAGGAACUAAAGCCUUUAAAGAACCAGGGGACCCCAUGUGCCCCUAGAUGAGAACAGAUUAGAAGCCGAUUGUGUUAGGCCUGGGAGGAUCAUGGGCGAUCACCUCGACCUUCUCUUAGGAAUGGUGCUCGUGGCCAGUCCUGUGCUUGGAAUUUCUUCCUGCUUCUCUGAUGGCCGGAUGGCCUUGUAUCGUUUCUGCAACCUCACCCAGGUCCCCCAGGUCCCCAACACUACUGAGAGACUCCUGCUAGGCUUCAACUAUAUCAAGACCAUCACAACCGCAUCGUUCCCCUUCCUGGAGCAGCUGCAGCUGCUGGAGCUCGGGACUCAGUUUACCCCCUUCACGAUUGACAAAGAAGCCUUCAGAAACCUGCCCAAUCUUAGAAUCUUGGACCUGGGCCACAGUCGGAUAGACUUCUUGCAUCCAGACGCUUUUCAGGGGCUGCCCCAUCUGUUUGAACUCAGACUCUUCUCCUGUGGUCUCUCUGAUGCUGUGUUGAAAGAUGGUUAUUUCAGAAACUUAGAGUCUUUAACUCGCUUGGACCUAUCCAUAAAUCAGAUUAGUGGUCUCUCCCUUCAUCCUUCAUUCUUGGAAUUGAAUUCCCUGAAGUCCAUUGAUUUUUCCUCCAACAAAAUACCCAUUGUAUGUGAGGGUGAGCUCGAGCCCCUCCGGGGAAAAACACUGUCCUUUUUAAGCCUUGCUAAUAAUAACCUGUACAGCAGGGUCUCCGUGGACUGGAAGAAGUGUAAGAACCCCUUCAGAAACAUGGUCCUGGAAACCCUAGAUGUUUCUGGCAAUGGCUGGACCGCGAACAUCAUAGGAAACUUUAGCAAUGCCAUCAAUGGAAGCCAGAUUUUCUCUCUGGUUAUUACCUACCACAUUAUGGGUUCUGGGUUUGGCUUUCAUAACGUCAAAGAUCCUGACUGGAGCACAUUCUCUGGCCUGGCCAGAAGCUCGGUGAUACACCUGGACCUUUCACAAGGGUAUAUCUUCUCCUUGAACUUCCGAGUCUUUGAGAGCCUCAAGGAGCUGAAGGUUCUGAACCUUGCCCACAACAAGAUAAACAAGAUUGCAAAUGAAGCAUUUUAUGGACUCGACAACCUCCAGCUUCUCAAUAUGUCAGGUAACCUUCUGGGGGAACUUUAUGAUUCUAACUUUGAUGGACUACCUAAGGUGGCCUAUAUCGAUCUGCAAAAGAAUCACAUUGGGAUCAUUCAGGACAAAACAUUCAGAUUCCUGAAAAAAUUACACACCUUGGAUCUUCGGGAUAAUGCUCUUAAAAGAAUUGAUUUUAUUCCCAGCAUUCCUAAUAUCUUCUUGGGCAGCAAUAAACUGGUGACUUUGCCAAACAUCACACUUACCGCCAACUUCAUCCACUUAUCAGAGAACAGGCUAGAAGAUCUGGGUGAUCUCUACUUCCUCCUCCAGGUACCUCAACUCCAGAUUCUCAUUUUAAAUCAAAAUCGCUUUUCUUCCUGUAAAUCAGCUCAUGCUUCUUCAAAGAAUCUCAGCUUAGAACAGCUUUUCCUUGGAGAAAAUAUGUUGCAACUUGCCUGGGAAGCUGGGGUCUGCUGGGAUAUUUUUAAGGAGCUUUUCCAUCUACAAGUCCUGUAUUUGAAUAAUAACUACCUGAAUUUCCUUCCACCAGGAGUGUUUAGCGAUCUGACUGCAUUAAGGAGCCUCAGCCUCAGUUUCAACAGGCUGAUGGCUCUUUCUCCUGGUGACUUACCUGCUAAUUUAGAGAUCCUUUAUAUAUCCAGAAACCAGCUCCUAUCUCCUGAUCCUGGUUUAUUCACGUCACUUGGAGCUGUGGACAUAACUCAUAACAAGUUCAUCUGUGAGUGUGAACUUGGCGCCUUCAUCAGUUGGCUCAAUCAAACCAAUGUCACUAUACUUGGGUCUCAAGCAGACAUAUACUGCAUGUACCCCAACUCGCUCUCUGGGGCUCCCCUCUACUCUGUUUCCAUGGAGGGUUGUGAUGAAGAAGAAAUCUUAAAGUCCCUUAAGUUUUCCCUUUUCAUUUUAUUCACUGUCACGUUGACUCUGUUCCUCAUGGCCGUCCUCAUUGUCACAAAGUUCCGGGGAUUUUGUUUCACUAGUUACAUGACAGCCCAGAGACUGGUGUUCAAGGACCGUCAUACCAGGGGAAGAGAAUCGGAUAUGUACAAAUACGAUGCCUAUUUAUGCUUCAGUAGCAAAGACUUUGAAUGGGUGCAAAAUGCUUUGCUUAAACACCUGGAUGCUCAGUACAGCAACCAAAACAGAUUUAAGCUAUGUUUUGAAGAAAGAGACUUUGUGCCAGGGGAAAAUCACAUCGCCAACAUCCAGGAUGCCGUGUGGAACAGCAGAAAGAUUGUCUGUCUUGUGAGCAGACACUUCCUUAGAGACGGGUGGUGCCUCGAAGCCUUCAGUUAUGCCCAGAGCAGGUGCUUGUCUGACCUCAACAGUGCCCUCAUCGUGGUGGUGGUCGGGUCGCUGUCCCAGUACCAGCUGAUGAAGCAUCAGUCCAUCAGAGGAUUCGUACAGACCCAGCAGUACUUGAAGUGGCCUGAGGAUCUCCAGGAUGUCGGCUGGUUUCUCAAAAAACUCUCCCAACACAUACUAAAGAAAGAAAAGAGAACGAAGAAAGACAAUAACACUCCGUUGCAAACUCUAGCAACCAUCCCCUAGUCAGAGGAGCAGUUUCAACUUAUCUCAAGCCAAGAAAACUCUUCACUUUGUACUUGCACUAAGUUAUCAUUUUGAGGUCCUUUUUGGAGGUUUUUCUUCCUACUCUGAAAACUACAUAAAUCUCUUGAUUUUCAUAGCAACUCGAUGCUUUGUCUCACUGACCUCCAAGUGGACAGUAAUAGAUCUAGAAAAUUGCAGCUGCCCCUGGAGGUUCCCACUCUCCAUUGAUUUCCUUUCAGACCCGAUAAUACUGUCCCCUCCUGUUGCAUCGACUAUGGAAUAUAUCCUAGUCGGAAGGGCACCUUGAGACAAGUUACAGAUGGCUGACACCCUUUCUCCAGCAUCAGUUCCAGAAUGGGCUGGCCAAUGAUUCUGAGAGCUCUGUGCUUUUCAGAAGAACACUAAGUAGAAAACAAACAGAAAAGAGUGGUGUUUCCUUCUUCCACCAUGGGAACAGGGCCAUUGCUGGGUUCAGGUCACGCUCAGCCUCAGGGUGAGAGGUGGCCCCAAAGAAGCCAGGAUGAGCAUAACUAGAUCUCUUGUGCUCAUGCUGCUCUUCCCGUGCUUGCCUUCUGGGUCUAACCCUAAUGGGUCAUGAACAUUCUUUUUUGCAUGCAACCUUUGUUUCAGCCUGGCCUUUAUUUCAGCCUGGCCUUCAAGAACUUCCAUGAUUUAGCACCAACCUAUUCCAGCUUUGUUCUCCCCCCCACCCCAUCUCGUUUAUCACCCACUCAGGCUGUUGCAGAAAGAACUUGAACUUUGGACACACAUCCUGGUUUGAGUGCUGAUUCUGCUGCUCAUUUGCUAUGUAACCUCGAGCAUGUUGCACACCGUUGUGGGGCCUCAGUGUUCUCGUCUGUAGACAUGAUAAUAUCUACCUCAUACAGUUGCCAUGAAAAUGAAAUUGGCCAAGGAUGUCAGGCUUCUUAGUUGUCUAAUGGCCAUGAGAGGGUGCACACAAGGAAGGGCCUUCUGGAGGCAGUUGAAAAUUCUGUAAGUUGUAUUUUUUUAUCUUAAAAUAAAUCUAUAUGUAUUUUG